Messenger RNA from Cladocopium goreaui, 3122 nucleotides. NCBI's taxonomy places the organism in Eukaryota, Dinophyceae, Suessiales, Symbiodiniaceae. The record is from the annotation of a GenBank genome assembly.
GAGAUGGUACUUUGAUGCGGAGACAGCACAGAUCCGAAGCGAAUAUGAUCACCGGUGUUUGGAUGUGAAUAUGGGCGGCAGUGCUAAUGUUUACAUCCAUCCCUGCCAUGAUGGCGACAAUCAAAAGUUUGACCGCUUUGAGAGAUCUGGUUCUGCAUUCAACAAAGCUUUGCAGUUACAAUGCAGCGGAAGCCCAGAGGAGGAGAUCAAAGUGGAACCUAUCGGAGGCGAGAACAAGUUUCAUCUUAAGAGUGGCAAUCACCAGCUGCCUGGAGAGUGGCACUAUGAUAAUGCUAAGAAGCGAAUCAGAAAUUUGCAUUCGAACAAGUGCUUGAAAGCUCAUCACCCCCAUGCGGCACUGGAGGAGACAUGCAUGGAAAGUAUCGAGCAAGAGUGGAUUGUGGGUCACGGACUACAAGGUUUGGCAGAUGCUCCAAUAUCCUGCACGAGCAACCAGGUCCUUAGCUUCUUUGAGAAGGGGCAUGGUCACAUUCGAUACAAGUGCGUACACGUCGCAGCUUUGGGCAGCUGUGUACCAGGCUACUCUGCGCAAGUGGAGACAAAGGCCCCUGAAUUGGAGGAUGUCAAGGCCUUGAAAAGGAUGACAGCCACCUGCCCCACCGGUCACGGCUUGAGAGCGCUGGAAGCAGAAGCUUCGGAUAAGGGGGCAUGGAUUCGCCUACGUUAUGAAUGCUGUCAGAUCAAUCGCGUGCCUGUAUCCCUGUAUCCCUACAUUGGUGGCGACGGGCAGCGGGAGUUCAUGGUGGAUCUUGCAGAUGGAUGGGAAGGCAUAUAUUGUCCUAGCUCCCAAGACGACUCUGGCCGUAUGCAGUUCUCACAAAGCCGGAGCUUCAGACCACACCACAAUCCUUCAGGUUCGUUGCAGUACAACAAGUUCCAGGGCCAGUGGUGUGUCUCUGGCAAAGCUUGUGCAUCCUCUGACGUAGUGCAUCCACUUGAUGUGGCCUUGAGCACUCACGAGUGGCACGUCGUUCCUGUGAGUGACUUUGAUGCGGUGUUCGAAGCACGCGGAGUGAAACCUUUGGGUGGCAACCGCAAGCGCUCUCCACCUCCACUGAUAAAGUUUGGAUCCUCCGACCCUGAUUACUUGCCAGAGUGCAAAGACGAGUCUCAUCCAGGCGCUCGAAAGUUUAAGCUUGCAUUGAUGAAUAAAGAAGCGGAAGACUUGGAUGAUGAGAAUCCUUGCAAGUACGUCUUUGGCAAGCCUCCAAAGAAUCAGCAAAUGGACGAAUCUGAGGGCAUGACCGGGUGGAUAGACGACUUGUCGGGCACCACUGAACCUGGACAAGGUGGCGUGACCUACAAGAGUGUCAAGGAAUGUUCAGACCGGGAUAUCGUUCGAGAACUGAAAUUGGCCAAGUGGAACAAGGAGCACUGGGACGCUACCAAGUACAAUUGGAUUGUGGAAGAUAUCCUUGACGGAAUCGGCAAUUCAUUUGCGCUCGAAACAGCACCUAUGGGAUUCGGUGUUGAGUUGAAUCCUUUUGGCCUUGCUGCUGCAAUAGGUACAAUGGCAGUCCAUGGGGUCGAGUUCCAUUAUGAUCAGCAGAUUGCAGAUCGUGAGAUGCACUUUGAGCAAGCUGGACACGACGACUGUAAUCCCAUUCAGCACGGAUUUGCGCGAACCUUUUGUGACCUUCAUUGCAUCAGAGAUGCAGUGCGGAAAGGUGACGAUGCGAUCCUUCGGGCUCUGGAGGAAGCUGUGGAGAUCGUAGGAAAAAACACGCAGCUCCUCUUGGAGUACUACGUUGGCGAAGACGCAAAGCCGGGACUCAUUGAGAAUGGUCUCGAGAUCAAGCAUGGGAUUGCCAAAAGCAUGGGAGAGAUGUUUGCUAUGGCCAGAGAAGCUGCAUUGGAGCCGCGGGCAUCAGUGGCAGCCACUCGAGCAAUCAAUGUUUUCGCAAAGCGCUGGUCAGGCGCGAAUGUUAGCAAAAUUCCUCGAUUGGUUUCAGAGCUGCAAGAUCUUCAUGGGACUAUUGCCAAGCUCUCCAGCAGGAAACUUUCUCGUGGCAGAGAAGUGCAACGGUACGCUGUGCAAAUGGCAUCCCAGAUGAACAAGUACAUGCAGGCGCAAUCCCAUGUACUUGGAAUCUAUCAUCACGAAUCAAGUACAAGCAAACUUCUGCAGAGACGGCUGAACCGGUUCUGGAGGUCUUCAGUGAGUAGCUCCGCGCUUCUUCUGGAGGUGGAGGAAGAAACAGCCGAAGAGGAUAUCAAAGAAUUUGAUUCCAUGUGGUGGGAGAUUCGAAAGGAACUCGAUGGCUACCUACAGGCUUCUCAGGAACAUGUCCGUGCAACGCAAGCUGCAGCACAAAUGCUUCAGAACUACGCCGCAAAGUGCGCUGCAGGAUUUUCAGAGAUGAAACGAGCUUACAGCCUUUCGGUACGCGCGGAGACUCAUGCACAUAAAAUCCUAAAGCGUGCAUGGGCCGCUGUUUCUACAGGUGUUGCUGAGAUGGCCUCAAAGGUAGCAGAUGGGGUAAUUCUCGAUCAUUUGGCUGUGCACGACCUCCACUCUUUGAAUCCAAAGGCGAUGCUCUCAAAAAUGAACGGAACUGAGAUACAGGUGUUUUGUGACGGAUCUAUUGAUGCUGCGUUUACAGUGGUGCGGAAAGCAGCAGCGGAAGCUAUGAAGAAGGGUCUUUAUGGUCAGACUCACCGGCAGCUGAUGGUUCUUUUCGAGGAGUUAAAGAUGCUUCAAAGUCGAUUCCUUUCUGGAGGUCUUGGGCCAAUUCCUGAUGUUGACUUGGUGCAGGACGCACAGACCCGUCUUCAAAGUGCACUUUUGCAAAGUGCGUUUGGAAGCAGCAAGGUAGCUAAAGCCAUGGUGAAACAACUGAGAACGAAGUGUGACGUGUCAGAACGCGGUCCCAAGUCUUUGCUCGAUGAAAGCAGUCAAGCAAAGUAAGAGACCACCUUUACAGUACAGAUACCACAGCAGCCAAUUUCCAAAGUGGCUCGAGGAAAAGAUUUUCCGGCAUGAGGCAUGUCUGUGAUUGGUCCUUGACUCCUUGACCGAAAACAUGUUUAAAGUGCAUAUUUCAUUUUGUUUCAAUGUUGGUUGCUGUACAAACUUCGUCAAUGUCAUUGCUAAAUGGGGG